This is a messenger RNA of Jaculus jaculus (lesser Egyptian jerboa), 6866 nucleotides long. It is a transcript of the gene Synpo2, whose product is annotated as synaptopodin 2. NCBI's taxonomy places the organism in Eukaryota, Metazoa, Chordata, Mammalia, Rodentia, Dipodidae. Gene Ontology annotation, biological process: positive regulation of actin filament bundle assembly. The record is from RefSeq and is a predicted model, not a curated record. Gene Ontology annotation, cellular component: actin cytoskeleton; stress fiber; nucleus. Gene Ontology annotation, molecular function: actin binding. Bases 33 to 3749 code for a protein of 1238 amino acids. The transcript is spliced from 5 exons.
AGCGCUUUACGCUGCUCGGCUGAAGGGAGAAGAUGGGCACGGGGGAUUUUAUCUGCAUUUCCAUGACGGGAGGGGCGCCCUGGGGGUUCCGGCUGCAAGGGGGCAAGGAGCAGAGCCAGCCCCUCCAGGUUGCUAAGAUUCGAAGCCAGAGCAAAGCAUCCGGGUCGGGGCUGUGUGAAGGGGAUGAAGUGGUGUCUAUCAAUGGCACCCUUUGUGCAGACCUCACCUACCCUGAAGUCAUCAAGCUCAUGGAAAGCAUCACAGACUCUCUCCAGGUGCUCAUUAAAAGACCAUCCAGCGGAAUAAGUGAGACCUCGGCCUCUGAAACUGAAAACAUAAAUCAUGAGCAUCUUACGCAUGAGGAGUUUGUGGAAAGUACCACCCUACAGAUUCGUCCGGCCACUAAGACCCAGUGCACAGAGUUCUCCCUUGCCCCAGUCAAGAGUGGAGUUCCCCUAGCUGAGGACCAAGGAGAUGAUUCUGACUGUGUAGAGAGCAUAAAAGAAGAAAGAGACUCCAGCUACAAGAAAGGUCACCAAACACUUGACUCCCAAGGACAUUUGUCAGAGGAGGUCAUCUUAAGAAAGAGGGCAGAAGUGGGCCACCUGGGCCCUGUGGUUGAGCUACAACUGUCUCUCUCACAAGAGAGUCACCGUUGCACUGCUGGCCCUGUAGUGGCUCUCCAUGGAGCUGAAAAUUCCAAGUCACCUGCCCCAGACUGUGGCUUACAUGAGGAGACUGUCCACAUAAGUUCAAUCCCUGCUCCUGAGAAAGCAGAGCCUUCUGUGAAGUCCAGCAAGACAAUCCAGAUCUCCAGUGGCAGAGAACUGAGAGUGACCCAGGGGAGGGAAGCCCGCGUGGAAGUGAUCCUCGACUGCUCUGACAGGCAGAAGACGGAAGAGUGCAGGCUGCAGGCAGGAAAGGGGUGUGUGGCUUCUGUGGUGGAAGGAGGGCUGUCAGAGGCACCUCCUUCCCUGGUCUCCUUUGCCAUCUCAUCAGAAGGCACCGAGCAGGGAGAAGAUCCUUGCUCAGAAAAGGCUCACAGCAGACCACACAAGCACAGAGCACGACACGCAAGGCUCAGGAGGAGUGAAAGUCUGUCGGAAAAGCAGGUGAAAGAAGCGAAGUCUAAAUGCAAAAGCAUCGCCCUACUUCUUACAGAUGCCCCCAACCCCAACUCCAAGGGGGUGCUGAUGUUUAAGAAGCGCCGGCGGCGGGCCAGGAAGUACACCCUAGUCAGCUACGGCACGGGCGAGCUUGACCGCGAGGAGGACGGCGAGGAGGAAGGCGACAAGGAGGACCCAUGUGAGGUCGCACUUCUUGGCGCGAGCGAGUCAGAAGUGGAUGAGGAGCUAGCGUCUGACCUUGACGACAGCACACAGGUGGUGACCUUUGACUGGGAUUCUGGACUGGUGGACAUCGAGAAGAAACUGAGCCGGGGGGACAAGAUGGAGAUGUUGCCGGACACCACAGGCAAGGGGGCCCUCAUGUUUGCCAAGAGGAGGGAGCGGAUGGAGCAGAUCACCGCCCAGCAGGAGGAGGAAAGGGUGGGCGUGCAGACCGACGGUCUGAGAACCGUGACUUCCUACCAGAGGAAGGAGGAAGAAGCGCUGAGAACGCAGAGCUCGGUGAGCAAAACCUCCGUGCACAUGGGCCCCGUGCCCCAACAGAAUGGCUUCAGCGGAGCGUCGGAGCCAGCCGAGGCCCCCAGGGUGACCCCAAUGAACAGGACGGCCAAGCCCUUCCCGGGAGCAAUGAACGUACCGGCGGCCCCCUUCUCCCCAACCCGCAGUGUGACCAGUCCCGUCUCGGACUUCCCCGCACCCCCGCCCUACUCUGCGGUCUCGCCGCCACCGGAUGCCUUCUCCAGAGGGGUAUCGAGCCCGCAGGCUGGCCCGGCGCAGCCCCCUCCGUGGCCCCAGCCCGCCCCAUGGUCCCAACCAGCCUUCUACGAUUCAGCCGAGCAAAUAGCUUCCCGGGACGAGAGGAUCUCGGUGCCAGCAAAAAGAACGGGCAUACUGCAGGAAGCCAAGAGGCGAAGCACGACAAAGCCCAUGUUUACCUUCAAAGAGCCCAAAGUAAGCCCCAAUCCUGAACUGCUGUCGCUUCUUCAAAACGCAGAAGGCAAACGGGGCCCCGGAGCUGGAGGGGAUUCCGGACCCGAAGAAGACUACCUCAGCUUGGGAGCCGAGGCUUGUAAUUUCAUGCAAGGCUCCUCUGCCAAACAAAAGACCCCACCUCCCGUGGCUCCCAAACCCACCGUCAAGUCCUCCGCUUCCCAGCCAGUAACUCCAGUUUCUCCCGUCUGGUCUCCAGGAGUGGCUCCAACCCAGCCUCCCGCCUUCCCCACAUCAAACCCAUCUCAGGGCACAGCUGUGGCCUCCAUCAAAAUCGCCCAGCCUUCUUAUGCUCCUGCCCGACCUGCCAGUGCGCUGAACCUGGCCGGUCCUUUCAAAGGACCACAAGCGGCUGUGGUCAGUCAGAAUUACACGCCCAAGCCAAUGGCACCCACGCCACUAGCAAAUGCUACUCAUUCUGGUGUAGGGGGACCAUCCAACGAGCUGCCUGCAAUGAGUGGGAAAGGAGCCCAGCUCUUCGCUAAGAGGCAGUCAAGAAUGGAGAAGUACGUGGUGGAUUCCGACACGGUGCAGGCCCACGCAGCUCGGGCCCAGUCUCCCACUCCAUCGCUGCCCGCCAGUUGGAAGUACUCCUCCAACGUGCGAGCACCCCCACCUGUGGCCUACAAUCCCAUCCACUCCCCCUCCUACCCACUGGCUGCUCUCAAGUCUCAGCCACAGGCCGCUCAGGCCUCCAAAACGAGCAAGAAAAAAGGCAAGAAACCCCUCAAUGCUUUGGAUGUCAUGAAGCACCAACCUUACCAACUCAACGCAUCCUUGUUCACUUUCCAACCUCCAGAUGCAAAGGGUGGCCUUCCUCAGAAGCCAUCUGUCAAAGCCAGCGCAGCCCCGGCUGUGAAGCAGAUGCUUCCUCCCAGGCCGGUGAAUGUUGGCUCACCCACCGACAUGCAGGCUUCCUCCGUUUACUCGGUUCCGGCCUACACCUCUCAGCCUUCCUUCUUUGCAGAGGUGACCUCCCCAGUCAGUGCAUCCCCGGUGCCUGUGAGUGUCCCCACCUCUCCAAAGCAAGAAUCAGCCUCCUCAUCUUAUUUUGUGGCACCAAGGCCCAAGUUCUCAGCCAAGAAAAGCGGUGUCACAGCCCAGGAGAGUGGACGCUCCCUUUCGCUUCCUGGAAGGUCAGCCCCUUUCACCUGCUCUCCGUCGCCUUGGGUGUACCAGCCCGUUUACAGCAAGCCAGCUGAGGGAUUAGAGAAAGCAGGCCGGAGACCCACGCCUUGGGAAGCGGCAGCGCGCUCUCCGCUCGGGCUGGUGGAUGAUGCCUUCGCGCCCAGGAGCAUCCAGGAGUCCGUCGUGGCUAACGUGGUGUCAGCAGCCCGCAGGAAGGCGCUCCCGGGGCCCUCAGAGGGAUGGAAGGCGAGACUGUCCUCCGCUUCUCAGACCCCGGAGACAAACGCGGGCUUAUUCCAAAGGCAAGCGUAUCACGCUGCUUCCCUAGCCAGUAACCCCAUGUCCGCCAACUCCUUAUUCGGUUCCCAGCUGCCAUAUGCAUAUUACAGGCAGGAGUCCAGAAAUGAUUCAGAAUCGUUCAUGGAGACCAGGUCUGAUUACUGCCUUCCAGUCGCAGGUUGUAGCUAUAACCCACAGCCCAGGGGGUGGGGACAGCAAACAUGAGAGCCAGUGUGAAAACUGGCUUUUGUUUAUUUUAGUGCUCUCCGUAGGGUUCUUUACACUGUUGACAGAUUUAGGCACACUUUUGGUCUUGGCUGGUUCUCACCAGUCAUGGGUCUUGGUGUGUGUGUGUGUGUGUAUGUGUGUGUGUGUGUGUGUGUACUCAAGAGUAAGAGUCACUUCCUUGGCUGAUGUUGCACAGAGAAUGGUGGAAGCAGGAGAAUCAGUUCAAUGCCCUCUGCGUCAUAGUGAGUUUGAGACCAGUCUGAGAUACAUGAGAUCCUGCCUCAAUACAACUCAUUUUUCUGGGUUGAUGCUUUGGCUCUUAUAUGAACUUCAAUGUAGUUCAGUAUCUUAAUUCCAUAUAGAGGAGCUCUAUGAAACUCAACUUUGCUCAACUAAAGUGAAAUCAAAUACUUUCUUCUCUUAGUUUUUUAGUCCAGUAAGGAAUCAGUAGGAUUUGGUGUGCUAAUUAUCAGUAGCUCCAAUAGUAAGGAAUAUAAUAAUGGAGGACAUUUCUUCUUUUAUCCUUUUAAAAAUUAAUUUCUAAAUCACAAUACAAAACAAUGGGUUUCAUUGUGGCACUUUUAUUGUGUCAUUAUAUCUUGUUCUAAUUCAUCCAUCAGCUCAUGUCCCUUUCCCAAGCCCCUUGCUCUCCCCUGGCUACUUUCCUUCCUCCCUGUUGGAGGAACUUCUUAAGGAAAGUAGGAUCAUAAGCAUGCUUAUGUACAAAAUAAUCUCCUUGACUUCAUUUAAAAAAAUUCUCAAAUGUUAAGCCUAAUCUGUAGUUUUUAAAGAACUGAAAUAGACAUGUUCUAGUUUUAUCUAUUGUUUGUUUUUUAAACAGAGCUUUUCUAUGCAUCCCUAGCUAGCUUUUAACUCCCUUUGCAACCCAGUCUGGCCUCAAACUCAUGUAAUCCUCCUGCCUCAACCUCCUGACUGCUGAGAUUAUAGGUGUGUAUCACCACGCUGGGCUGAAAUAUAAAUGUUCUUAGAAAGGAAUACAUGAGUCAGAUUACUAUACAACUCAGAUAGACUUUGGGAGCAAAUGAUGUAAUGUGAGGAAAACCAAAACAUUUGUGUUUAGGAUUUAUUUUCUAUUUAAAGUCAGCAGUCUGAGACAGGAAUAGACUUUGGAUUUAGUCAUCCUCAUUUGUCAAAUGAGAACACUGGUUUAUAUAAUUUCUCAGAUUCUUAGUAGCUGAUAUUGUGAGCUUCUCAUUGGUAAAAAGAUCUUUGAUGCAUUAGUUUGUGUUGCUCAUCACAUAAAUAUCAGAUUAACCUUAGGAAUGGAUUGGAUAAUUAGUGUCACUACAUGCAUCACUGAAGGUAUGAAAAGGAAUUCCUAAGUGGCAGGUUUUGUUUAUGUGUUAUGUGGAAUGAGGGUUGAUGUGAAGAUAAAAGUAUUAAUGGAUUGAAGGAAGUGGUAGAUGAACAUAUUGGUUAUCAUGCAACUACAGCUCAUGAACACUUACGUGGUUACAGACAGCAUGUCACACCAGCCCGUGCAACAAGAGGCGCUUCUCUAGGAAGCUGCUGGCAGGAUGUUCCGAGGGAGUUAGACUGCUGCUUUAUCCAUCCCAUGGCCCAUGCCUGGCUAGUGUGACCAUGACGACACCUACUCCCACAGCCGUACUCACAAAGUGCAAAUAUAAGCAAAUCCAAAAUAGUUUACACUGAGAGUAGGUUUAUCUAAAUAACUUUAAAUUUUAAAAGAUUGAGUAUUUAAAACUUUCUUAGUUUUAGGUAAAUUAGGUAACUUUGCUUUAUUUUAUUUUUAAACCAUUUAUCUUACCACAUAAUGGUACUUUCGCAGCAGAAAGCUUUUUAUCAUGGAAGGGGCCUGGGAGCAGUGUAGUGGCAGAGCACUUGGCAGCAUGCGGCCCUAGGUUCAAUCCCCAACACCAGUAAAGCAGAACAAAACAAAUGAACUACUGAGGGUACAAAUGGUCCCUUACCUUAGAAGUAAAAAAAUUAAUUGAAGAAAUUACAGCAAUUUCUACUCGUGAUAGAAAUGGCUAGAAACUAAUUUGCUCAGUUAUGCAGAAAAGAAAUAGAUGAAUACUUUCUAAAACUAAGAUAGGCAUGGUGGUUCAUGCCUAUAACCUCAGCAUUCAGCAAGCCAAGGUAAGGCCUGGGUUUUACAAAUGACACCCUGCUUUACACAAAUAAAAACAAAAAGUUUUGUUGUUAAACUAUUUUAAAUGAAUGUAGUAUUAACUCUCUUAAAGUAUAAAAUACAAUUAUUGAUCCCAGGUGGUUUUUAUGUAGUCUUAAAGAAGUAAUAUCGCUUACAUUGAAAGUCUCAAGAGUCCCUCACAUAAAAAUUUGACUAGGUUGAAAAUAGAGUACAGCAUUUGAAUUAUUCCAGGCUGCAAUGUUUGAAAGAAUGGGGACCUAGCAAAAAAGGUAUUAUUUGUUGGGGCUAUAUUCUAUUCUAUUGCUUUUUUGUUUGGUAAGUGCUAAGCAUUAUUUCCCUCACUUGACACAUAUACUACUUACUAAGACUCACCAGAUUCAAAAUAGAAGCAGAUAGUUAACUUAGAUAUGAUAAAGUGUAUUUCUCUUUGUACCACAUUAAAAUCAUCGUUUGCAUUGAGCUACUUGAAUUUAUUCUAAACAUAAAGUAACACGUGGCAGCAUAGUUGUAGUAUCUCCAUUGUUAAAUCCUCACCAUGCACAGCUUUUCAUUGUUAAGUCCUCUCCCAGUGCACGUGGCUCUUCCCCUAAGUCCUCACCCAGUGCACCGAGGGUCUUCCCCUUGUUAAGUCCUCACCAAGUGCAUUAUUGGUAUUUCCAUUGUUAUAUUCUUUCCAAGUGUGCUGUGGCUAUUUUUCUCCCAUCUACUUGAAAGUGAUAAAUUCCAAUCAAUGUAUAGUUUCUUCAAGAUCUUUGGCCUGGUGAGAUUCUGUUCUUGUGGGGGUAAAGAUGUAGAUAACUAUUGUUGAUCUCAUCUUCCAAAAAAGUCCUUGUAGAGAAGAGGUGUUGCUUUGAAAUGCAUAUCACAUUUGUUGUAAGACAUAAUACAAUUGGUAGCAAUCCCAUAGUGUUUCACUGUACAUGUAAAAACCUUUUCUAAAGUAGCUCACCAUCAUAAAGCCAACCUGGCACUUAACCUGC